Molecule: messenger RNA, 1320 nt
Organism: Nanorana parkeri
Lineage: Eukaryota; Metazoa; Chordata; Amphibia; Anura; Dicroglossidae
Gene: NPFFR2
Product: neuropeptide FF receptor 2
Exons: 3
Coding region: 3-1283 (426 amino acids)
Biological process (GO): G protein-coupled receptor signaling pathway; regulation of adenylate cyclase activity; regulation of cAMP-dependent protein kinase activity
Cellular component (GO): membrane
Molecular function (GO): opioid receptor binding; neuropeptide receptor activity; peptide binding
Source: RefSeq, a predicted model, not a curated record
UCAUGAAUGAAAAAAUGGACUUAAAUGUGUCUACGAUAUGGACUCCUAGGAAAACCAUGAACAGGACACAGCCCAAUAUAGACCCAAACAUAACAUAUGUGGACUUCUACCUCCAUCGGCCAUCAGUUGCAGCAGUUUUCAUAAUUUCAUACCUAUUAAUCUUUAUCCUGUGUAUGCUCGGCAAUGGAGUGGUUUGUUUUAUUGUUCUCAGCAGCAAACACAUGCGAACAGUCACUAAUCUUUUUAUCUUAAAUCUGGCUGUCAGUGAUUUACUAGUUGGGAUUUUCUGCAUGCCCACAACAUUACUGGAUAACAUCAUUGCAGGUUGGCCAUUUGGCAACACGAUCUGUAAAAUGAGUGGCAUGGUUCAAGGAAUUUCUGUGUCUGCCUCUGUUUUCACAUUGGUGGCAAUAGCUGUGGACAGGUUUCGUUGUAUUGUUUAUCCCUUCAAGCAGAAGCUGACCAUCUCUACUGCUGUUGUCAUAAUCGCAGUGAUCUGGGUUUUGGCCAUCGCCAUCAUGUGUCCAUCUGCAGUUAUGUCACAUGUUAAAGAAGAUAAACACUUUCGAGUUGUUUUAGGCAACAGCAAUCAAACUACUCCCAUUUAUUGGUGCCGUGAGGACUGGCCUAACCCACACAUGAGAAAAAUAUAUACUACAGUACUCUUUUCCAACAUCUACCUUGCUCCACUCUCUCUUAUUGUUAUUAUGUAUGCUAGGAUAGGCAUUACUUUAUUUAAGAGUGAACUGAACGUUGAUAGUAAGAAUCACCAGCAGCAAAGGCAUGCUGUUUCCCGAAGGAAGCAAAAGGUUAUUAAAAUGCUGAUUAUUAUUGCUUUGCUCUUUAUUUUAUCUUGGUUACCUUUGUGGACACUGAUGAUGCUGUCAGACUAUGCCAACUUGAGUGAACACCAAUACCAAGUUAUCAAUAUUUACAUUUACCCGUUUGCACACUGGUUGGCAUUUUUUAAUAGCAGCAUCAACCCAAUCAUUUAUGGUUUCUUUAAUGAAAACUUCCGUCGUGGGUUCCAAGCUGCCUUCAAGCUCCAGCUUUGUUCGGAAGAGAUGGAGAGGAGAACCAUGUACUCACAUCGAGCACAAGGCAAUGCAAUUUUACCAGCCACCUCACAAAAUCAAGGGCGCCAAGAGUCAGCUUUUGAAAAGCAAAGCAGUGAUGACAUAGAAUCUGACAAACGGAAACCGCUAACAAGUGACCAGGAUUUAAUCAUGGAAGAUUUGGAGAAAAUUUCAAAUAACAAUGGGAUCCAGAAGGACAUGGUUUGAGAAAGAAACUCUUAACAGUUUAAUCAUUGCAUGUGUU